AUGUGUUCCAUUGAACUAGAAUUCUCAUCUGGUACUAUUGAUCUCUCGAACAACAAACUAUCUGGGGGUAUACCUACUAGUCUAGGGAAUUGUAGUAGUCUUAUGUCGCAAAAUCUUGGAACCAACAAUCUCACUGGAAGUGUUCCAAAGGAGCUUGGAGCAGUACCACUGUUGUGUCUUCUUUUAAAUGACAACAAACUGGAGGGAACUUUUCUUAUUUUUGUCAUUCAAUUUCAAUACUUGGAAGUUCUAAACCUAGCUAAUAACAACUUCGAAGGCGGUAUUGCAUUUGGUUCACUAAUUUCCCUUAGAAUCCUCUCUUUAAGGUCAAAUAAAUUCAAUGGGUCAAUUCCUGAAGAGAUUAUUCAUUUCUCUAAACUGCAAAUAUUAGACUUGUCAAGAAACUAUUUUAGUGGGCAACUCCCAAGGAAAAUAGGGAGCUUGGAGAUGCUAACAAGUAGACCUAAUGGAACAAUUCUGAUUCCUUACAGUGGUGAUGUGGAACUGGAGAUAGUGAUCAAAGGGAUUACAAUACAGAUUGAGAAGUUAUAUGAUUACAGUUCCGGAAUUGAUCUAUCUUGCAAUAUUCUUGAAGGGAGCAUCCCAGAAGAGAUAAGUCUACUUAAAGGGCUUUCUAUGCUUAAUCUGUCACAUAAUGGCUUCUCUGGUAGAAUCCCGAGGAGUGUCGGAAACUUGACAGGCUUAGACUCCUUGGAUUUGAGUUUCAACAAAUUGCUUGGACAAAUACCAGAGUCUUUGGCAUCACUAGAUUCUCUUGGGGUGUUGAACUUGUCUCAUAAUAACUUGAGUGGAAGGAUUCCAAGAGGACUUCACUUGGAUACACUAAGUGGAGACUCGUAG
Papaver somniferum (opium poppy) is the source of this 861-nucleotide messenger RNA. RefSeq names its product receptor-like protein 33. NCBI's taxonomy places the organism in Eukaryota, Viridiplantae, Streptophyta, Magnoliopsida, Ranunculales, Papaveraceae. Gene Ontology annotation, molecular function: protein binding. The transcript has a single exon. The coding region runs from base 1 to 861 and encodes 286 amino acids. The record is from RefSeq and is a predicted model, not a curated record.